Messenger RNA from Populus trichocarpa (black cottonwood), 1425 nucleotides. RefSeq names its product cytochrome b561 and DOMON domain-containing protein At5g47530-like. Bases 1 to 1425 code for a protein of 474 amino acids. The transcript has 2 exons. The record is from RefSeq and is a predicted model, not a curated record. Lineage: Eukaryota; Viridiplantae; Streptophyta; Magnoliopsida; Malpighiales; Salicaceae.
AUGGCCCGUUCUGUGAUUUUUCUGGUCGCCAUCUUUCUUUCUUUCUGCAUAUUGUCAUGCAUAGCACAACAACAACCAUGCACGACCUAUAAAUUUUCAAACAACAAACAGUUCUCUUCUUACAGCGACUUGCCUGUUUUGAGCUCCUCUCUUUACUGGAACUACCAUCCAUUAUCCAGCAGAGUUGAGGUUGCCUUCAGGCAUACUGGCGUGACCGGUCGCAGAUGGAUUGCUUGGGCUAUCAAUCCAACUUCAGGAGGGAUGAUUGGUUCCCAAGCAAUCGUUUCUUUUCAGAGAACGGAUGGAAGUCUUGCGGUCUAUACUUCGCCUAUAACAAGUUAUGGAACGCGAUUGGAACAAGGAAAUCUUAGCUUUCCUGUCUUGGAAUUGUCCGCUACUAAUCAGAACAAUGAGAUGAUAAUCUAUGCAAGCUUAGAGCUCCAUGGAAACAUCAGCACAGUCAAUCAUCUCUGGCAAGUAGGCCCAAUGUCUGAAAACACUCUAAUGAUGCAUAGUGUUGCUCCAUCCAGUCCCAACGUCAAAUCCAUGGGGAGUUUGGACUUCCUUUCAGGAAGGAUUAAAGCGACAAGAAGUUCUUCAACAACACUGAAAAAUGUCCAUGGAAUAUUGAACACAGUAAGCUGGGGUAUUCUAAUGCCUGUUGGGGGCGUCAUUGCAAGAUACUUGAAAAGGUUCGAAUCUGCAGGCCCUUUAUGGUUCUACUUGCAUGUCAGCUGUCAACUGCUGGCCUAUAUUCUUGGUGGUCUGUCUGGAUUUGGGACUGGAAUAUUUCUUGGCAUAAGGUCUCAUGGUAUGGAACAUAGCUGUCACAAAAUCAUCGGCAUUGUCCUCUUCUGUCUUGCAACAGCGCAGGUGUUUGGUGGUCUGGUCAGACCUGACAAAGAUAGCAAGUAUCGUCCCUUCUUCAACUGGUUCCACUUCCUUGCGGGUUGCUCAACACUUAUCCUAAGCAUAUUUAACAUAUACAAAGGAUUUGACAUAUUGCACGCCGCAAGAUUUUGGAGGCUUACCUACAGUGGUACAAUACUAACUUUGCUACUGGUCACGCUACUAUUGGAAAUAUGCACAAGAUGGUGCCUGCCGAUAACUAAGCAUUCGAUGUCAAAUACCGUGGACAAAAACACAUCCACUGUCGCUGCAGUAGCUGCAAUGGAGAGCCAGGAUAGCUGCAUUGCAGAAUCUGACAACGCAGUUGUGAGGAAAAUUGGCACCAGGAUAUUGUUGAGGGAGGAAUGCAGUGGUUAUGGGGCUGGGAUGAAGGGGAUGAUAAUGGGUCAUACAAUUCCGGAAGCUGGGAACAAUGGGGUUUAUAAUAAUGGAACAUUUGAGAUUGAUGUGGAAUGUCAAAAGAUGUAUAAUGAGUUGCCUGACGUUUUGGAGAUCAACAGGAAUUCAGAGUUAUGA